AUCAACACAUCCAAAAAGCCACCAUCUAUAGAUGGCAAGUUCGCCACAGAAACACAUACCAGAAACUCGUCCCAUCGACUUCAGGGCACCACCUCCUUCUCCCGUCGCACCGGGGAGACGAUCGUCGUUCGCCAACGACGAUGUCCUCACCGAGUUCCUCGAGCACUCGUUGCGAGUGCCCGACUUGGUCCUCCCCGACAAGAUCUUCCCCAAGCAGCAAAUCCUCGAAACGCCUCCCAUUGUCGAUUACAUGUUGCUCAAAUAUGGCAACUUCCCGCUCAUUGAUUCGGCUGCCAGGCUAGGGUGCUUCCAGCUUGUCAACCAUGGGAUUCCCGGCCAAUCCAUAAGGUCGGCUGUGGAUCUGGCUAGUGGGUUGAUCUUCCAAGUUCCGCCGGAGAAAAGGGCUAAUGUGACUCUGUCUUCAGAGAACCCAUUUGGGUUUGAGGAGAUCACUACUGAUCAUGAUCAGGAAGAUGAUCAGAGGAGUGAUAGUAAUACUACAUUGAGUGAGGAGUUCGUUUGGCGUAGAGAUGAGAGCUUCAAGUUGGCUAUGGAGGGAAUCUUGCCCUUUAGCUACUCCACUUUCAGUGACAAAAUGGAAGCCCUGAUGUCCAAUAUUGAGACCUUGGGUGAGAGGAUUCUGCAAAUUGUGAACCAGUAUACAGAGCAAAAAUCGCCAGAUGGAGGCACCGGAGGAUUAUCCGGCUGCUAUCUGCGGCGGCACCGGAGGAAUGUGGCGGCGGAGGGGUGGGAGAAGGCGUUGAGGUAUGAUGUGAUAAAGAUGCUGAUAAGGGGAACUGAUUACUCGCAUGCACUGUGCUUCCACAUUUGUGACGGUUUCUCGGAGUUUCAUGUUUACUCCAAGAAAGGAUGGAUGUCUUUCUCCCCUGAGAAAGAUGCUCUGGUGGUCACUAUUGGAGAUCAAAUUCAGGCUGUGAGUGGUGGCCAGUUCAAGCAUGUGCUAGGGAGGCCAAUCUUUAAAAGUGAUGAAGAUCAUGAUCAUCAACAACAUCAUAAUAACUCUAAUAUUUCGAUGGCGUUUCUGUAUUCUCCACCGCCGGCAGCCACCAUAAAUGGUCACCAUGGCAGCAGAAGUGCCAGUCAAGUUGAAGAGGAACACGCAAUAUUUACGAUCAGGCAGCAAGCUCUGGCAGCUCUUGUUUUGGCUCUUGUGUGCAAGUUUUUGGCUUAUAUUUAUAAGAAAUUUUGAUUUUGAUUACAUAUAUCAAUGGCGCUUUCCUUUUUAUCUUUGGGUUUUCUUUUGUUUUGGGUUUUCAUACAUGUAAGUGAUGAGGUCUUCAGUUUUUACAAUUUGUAAUUGGAGUAAUCAUAACCAAGAAAAGAA
Molecule: messenger RNA, 1345 nt
Organism: Linum tenue
Lineage: Eukaryota; Viridiplantae; Streptophyta; Magnoliopsida; Malpighiales; Linaceae
Source: the annotation of a GenBank genome assembly